GGGAGGCAAACUCAUUGGCAAUGACCAUUCCUUCCUCAUCCCAAAGCAUGAGCAUCUUCUCGUUCCUCUACCUUCUCCUCUCGACUAUAUAUCUCGUAGAUGCAGCGGGAUUUGUAGGAGUAAAUUAUGGCCGACUCGCCGACGACCUACCACCACCCCCCAAAGUAGUGGAGCUCUUAAAAAAUCAAGGAAUCAAUAAAGUAAAAAUCUUCGACACCGACGCCACUGUCCUCACCGCCCUCGCUAACUCUGGCAUAUCCGUCAUUGUGUGCCUCCCGAAUCAGCUCCUCUUCUCCGCUGCCGCAAGCCAGUCCUUCACCGACCAAUGGGUUCAGGCUAACAUAACCAAGUUCUAUCCGGCAACAAAAAUUGAAGCCAUCGCUGCUGGAAAUGAAGUCUUCGUCGACCCGACCAACAUAACCAAUUUCCUCGUCCCGGCCAUGAAGAAUCUCCACGCUUCCCUUCAGAAGUACAAACUCAGCGACUCCAUUAAAGUCUCCUCCCCAAUUGCUUUCAGUGCUCUCGCAUCCUCCUACCCAACUUCAUCUGGGUCCUUCAAACAAGAUCUUGCUGACCCUGUCAUGAAACCUAUGCUUGAAUUCUUCCGUCAGACCCAAUCCUACCUCAUGGUUAACAUCUACCCCUUCUUCGCCUACGCGGCUAAUUCCGACAAGAUCUCCCUCAACUACACUCUCUUUCAGGAUAACCCUGGCGUGCUGGAUUCCGGCAAUGGCUUAAAAUACUUGAGCCUUUUCGAGGCUCAAGUUGACGCCGUUUACGCGGCUAUGUCAGCGCUCAAAUACGACGACAUUAAGUUGGUGAUUACAGAGACUGGAUGGCCGUCAAAAGGAGAUAGUGAGGAAUUAGGAGCAAGUGUGGGAAAUGCAGCAUCGUAUAAUGGGAAUUUGGUACGUAGAGUUCUAACGGGAGGUGGGACCCCUAUGAAACCAAAAGACCCAAUCAAUGCCUAUUUGUUUGCACUAUUUAACGAGUACCAGAAACCAGGUCCAACAUCGGAAAGGAACUAUGGCCUAUUCUACCCUAACGAACAAAUGGUGUACGAUAUUCCACUAACAAGCGACCAACUUAAGAAUGGGCCUAAGACAUCAGUCAAUGGAAGCAAUGACAAUGUGCCGCCUACUAGUGGGACGCCGCCUGCAAGUGGGACGCCACCUACUAGUGGAGUGCCACCGUCCCAGGGUCAAACGUGGUGUGUGGCCAACGCGAAUGCUGGGGCGGAUAAGCUCCAAGCCGGGCUAGAGUAUGUGUGUGGGACUGCAGGAGCCGAUUGUGGUCCGAUCCAAUCGGGUGCAACAUGCUACAAUCCUAAUACACUCGAGGCUCACGCUUCGUACGCUUUCAAUAGCUUUUACCAAAAGAAUGAUCGUGCCGUUGAGUCGUGUGAUUUCAAUGGAGCUGCUUCCAUCGUUGAUAAACCUCCCCAGUACGGAGAUUGUGAAUUCCCAACGGGGUCUGAUAGUGGGACGCCAUCGAUCGAGGGUCAAACAUGGUGUGUGGCCAAUGCGAAUGUUGGGGCAGAUAAGCUCCAGGCGGGGUUGGAGUAUGCAUGUGGGUCUGCAGGCGCCGAUUGUGGUCCGAUCCAACCAGGUGCAGCAUGCUACAAUCCUAAUACGCUCGAGGCUCAUGCUUCAUACGCUUUCAACAGCUUUUACCAGAAGAAUGAUCGUGCCGCUGGGUCGUGCGAUUUCGAUGGAGCUGCUUCCGUCGUUGAUCAACCUCCCCAGUAUGGAGAUUGCAAAUUCCCUAUGGAAUCCAACAGUGGGAUGCCGCCAGCGAGUGGGACGCCACCAACCAGUGAGACGCCGCCAGCCAGUGGGACGCCGUCGUCCCAAAGUAAUUUGUGGUGCGUGGCCAAGCCAAACACUGAUGAAGCGAAGCUCCAGGCAGGGUUGCAAUACGCGUGUGGGGAGGGAGGUGCCGAUUGCGGCCCUAUCCAGCCGGGUUCGACGUGUUACAAUCCUAAUACACUUGAGGCCCACGCUUCGUAUGCUUUCAAUAGCUAUUUCCAAAAGAAGAAUCGUGUCACUGCCGCAUGCGAUUUUGGAGGAGCUGCUUUCGUUAGUGAUAAAGUUCCAACAUAUGGUGAUUGCAAAUUCCCGACAGGGCAGUGAGUUCGUAUGACUAAAGAAAUUGGUCUACAACAACCUUUUAUUUUCAUUUAAGGAUAUAUUUGAAUGUAAUAUAUUGUUUAUAUGUUUUUUUUACUGAAUAAAUUAUUUACUUAUAAUAAUUGUUAAAUAUCUACUAAAACAGUUAUAAACGUGGGCCUA
Molecule: messenger RNA, 2291 nt
Organism: Momordica charantia (bitter melon)
Lineage: Eukaryota; Viridiplantae; Streptophyta; Magnoliopsida; Cucurbitales; Cucurbitaceae
Source: RefSeq, a predicted model, not a curated record